AUGGCGGCCUCGGUUCCUACUGUCGAAUGGCCAACAGACCCGCAACGCCCUACGGUUACGGUGGGGCCAUCCAAGUUGGCGUUACCCAUUCAUCACAUCCCGAACUUCAUUCCUCUACACUUCAUCAUCGUCGGUUGCGGGCUCGGGGGACUCGCUGCAGCGUACUCUUUAGGGCGAGCUGGACACCGAGUAACCGUAUUUGAGGGGGCGGCAAAGCUAGUGGAGGUUGGUGCUGGCAUCCAAAUUAGUCCCAAUGUUAGCCGCCUACUUAUUCGAUGGGGCUUGGGUGAAGAGUUGCGCGCCGCGAUGGUCAAACCACAAGCAAUCACCUUUCGUCGAUAUAAAACGGGUAGACGCGUAGGCUGGACUAAGUGGGGAACCACGAUGGAUAAUGACUAUGGUGCGCCAUACUGUCACCUCCAUCGAGCCGACCUGCUCAACAUGCUUUACAAACUCGCAGCGCCAUACAUGACCCUCUUCCUCAAUUCACGUGUCGUCAAGGUGGAUGCAGACCGUUGUUGUGUUAGCUUGGCAUCCGGCGCGUCUUUCUCCGCCGACAUCAUUCUUGGGGCGGAUGGUGUAAAGAGUAUGGUCCGCGAGGUCGUCGUUGGGAGACCAGACAAGCCGAUUCCCACAGGCGAUGCAGCCUACCGAGCAAUCAUCCCGACGUCAGUAAUGCUCCAAGACCCUGAACUGAAACCGCUCGUUGACUGUGCGGAGAUGACCGGCUGGAUUGGGCCUGGACGACACGUUAUGGCCUAUUGCCUUCGCAACAAGAAAGAGUAUAACCUCGUUAUGCUCCAUCCUGAUCGCGGUAUCCAAGCAGGAGAAGCCUAUGACGUUCCAGGCUCUGUAGAGCAGAUGCGUGCCGACUACGCUGGUUGGGAACCUCGAGUCGAGAAGCUCCUUUCGCUUGUUUCACACACACUGAUUUGGCCAUUACUGGACCGGGAUCCGCUCGAUACUUGGGUCCAUCCUACUGCCCCUAUAGCGCUCCUUGGAGACGCCUGCCAUCCGAUGCUUCCAUACCGAGCCCAAGGCGCCGCCAUGGCGAUCGAAGACUCAGCCUAUCUCGGUAUUCUCUUCUCGCAUAUAUCCUCCCGCCGCCAAAUUCGCCCUCUGCUCGAAGCUUACCAAGCUCAACGCUAUCCACGCACCACCGAAACACAGCUUGCGGCACGUGCGAAUCAGAAGAUAUUCCAUCUCCCUGAUGGACCUGAACAAGUGGCGCGCGACAUUUCUAUGCGUGAGGGCAUGGAAGACUCGUUGCGAGAGGCACGCAAGGGGGUGUCGAUGUCAACUUUAGACCCCAGUCGGUCCGUUGGGAACGCGAACGUCUGGGCAGACCAAAGAAAGAACCAGAUUCAAUUCGGAUACGAUGCUGAGGCCGAGGCCACGCGAUGGUGGAAUACCCAAGGAUACCAACUCGAAGCUGAAGAACUCGCUUUCAAGCUUUGA
Mycena indigotica is the source of this 1458-nucleotide messenger RNA. RefSeq names its product FAD/NAD-P-binding domain-containing protein. The coding region runs from base 1 to 1458 and encodes 485 amino acids. Gene Ontology annotation, biological process: secondary metabolite biosynthetic process. Lineage: Eukaryota; Fungi; Basidiomycota; Agaricomycetes; Agaricales; Mycenaceae. Gene Ontology annotation, molecular function: FAD binding; monooxygenase activity. The transcript is spliced from 10 exons. The record is from RefSeq and is a predicted model, not a curated record.